AUGACUAGAACUAACAAAUGGACCGUUCAUGAAAGCAGAGCCGAUGCUAGAUACUUCACCCACAAUGGUAAUUUUGGUGAAUCGCCACAACAUAUUAAGAAAGGUGGUUCUGGUAGAGGUGGCUGGGGUAAGGCCGGUGACGAAAUCAAUGAUUUAGUCGAUUCUGGUGAAAUCCAACCUGUUUACAACAAGAAGAGAAGACCUUCUAAUGUUAACAAUCAAAUGAACGCUAAGAGAUUUGAAGAUAUUCAAAAUUAUCAGAUUUGA
Molecule: messenger RNA, 267 nt
Organism: Maudiozyma barnettii
Lineage: Eukaryota; Fungi; Ascomycota; Saccharomycetes; Saccharomycetales; Saccharomycetaceae
Gene: STF2
Product: ATPase-stabilizing factor family protein
Exons: 1
Coding region: 1-267 (88 amino acids)
Source: RefSeq, a predicted model, not a curated record